Molecule: messenger RNA, 168 nt
Organism: Daphnia magna
Lineage: Eukaryota; Metazoa; Arthropoda; Branchiopoda; Diplostraca; Daphniidae
Source: the annotation of a RefSeq genome assembly
GUGCCACAGAUUUGACCGAUAAACUGAAUCCUUUUAUAUUUAAUUUUUAUUUUAAUCUUUUUAUUUUUUAUCUCAUUAACAUAUUUCGCAAGAUUUGAUGCUCAAUUAACUCAAGAAGAAAAGUCUUCAGAGAAUCUUUACACUUUCUCGUGUGAUUGAAAAUGAUAG